Molecule: messenger RNA, 1779 nt
Organism: Oncorhynchus gorbuscha (pink salmon)
Lineage: Eukaryota; Metazoa; Chordata; Actinopteri; Salmoniformes; Salmonidae
Exons: 5
Coding region: 1-1779 (592 amino acids)
Biological process (GO): lipid transport; lipoprotein metabolic process
Cellular component (GO): extracellular region; membrane
Molecular function (GO): lipid binding
Source: RefSeq, a predicted model, not a curated record
AUGUCAAAACGCAGGGAGAGCGCCAUGUCACGAUCAGCGUUAACAAGGGAGCUCUUGGGCCAGUACAUCUCAGACACCCUCAGCCACAUUCACACAGUGAGGGAGUUCUGUGACAGGCAUUCCAAAUGGGCCCUUCAGAGGGAGACAGAACUGGAAAUGAUGAGGGACAUCAAGGAGAGGGCAGAGAGAAUUGACCUUAAGUUCGACCAUGUCCGUAAGUCGGCGACCAAGGCCAAGGCGUUUGGGGAGUUCGUAUGGAGCGGUCUGACCCAGGUGACUGCAGACAGUAGGCGUGAGGAGCUGGAGAAUGAGCUGGGAGCUGUACUAAAGGACACUCUGGGAGGCCUGGAGAAGCUGGAUUACUUCCUGAAUGCUGUGGAGUGUCUGGCGGUCACCUGUCUGUUGGUAUUUGAGGAGAACAGGUUCCUCUGUCUGCCUCAGGGGACGAGCCCUGCCAGUGUUCCGGCUGUCAUCAUUGCUGCCAGAAUGGCCUGCCCUCUCCUCAUCUAUUUUAAGAGGGAUGCUAAGGCCUUCUUUAUGCCCAGCCUCCUCAAUGUAGAGGUGCUGGCCUGCCAACUCGUUAGAUACAUAGAAAUCAGCCAGCAGGUCUGUAAAAGGAUGGAGAAGGGAUUACAGAUCAGACAACAGCCUGAGAGUAAACUUGGUAGCUCAGUCAGUCAAAUGAUGUUUUGUAAAAAGAGGAAUGACAUCCCUGUGGUCAACCUUGGUGGUGUGAGUGAAGAGUCCAUACAAAAUAUGCUCCAACAUUUGAAUCAGCUGAGUGAGAUCAGGAUGGACCCGCAAGUCAGACUGACGUUCCUGUUCAAAGAGGCUGCUCAGCGCUUCAUUGGCCGGUUCAGCCAGCGCCGACCCAGGAUGGAGCAGUUUCUGACGCAGUUGGAGGAGAAUGCUGUGCAGCUGGACAGGAUGAAGCUGGGGGCUAAGAUCUCCAGUGUGGCAGGCAGCUCAGUGGGGACGGCUGGAGGGAUCCUAACUAUCGUGGGCUUAGCCCAGACCCCUGUCACUGGUGGGGUGUCACUGGCUCUCACAAUUGCAGGGGCCAGCCUGGGGGUCACCAGUGGGGUCAACAGUUUAACUACUGGUAUCACAGAGAUGGUCAAUAGGAUCCAUGAGAAGAAAGCCAGUGACAUAUUCCAGAAUUUCAUGGAGGAUGUGGAGAGUCUCCAGGAGUGUCUGGAGGAUGUGGCCAGGAAUAUUGAACCCAUCCUGGGGCAGAGCACGGUGAACAUGGUUGGAGCAAGGAAGGUGAUUGCCACCACUUGGACCAUCGGAAAACGCAUUGACUCCCUAGUUGACCUUUCCUCAGGUUUUAAGUCUGCAGAAGUCCUUAGAAACAAAAAUCUGAUCUCAAGCGCUGGUAAGUUGGCGCUCCAGGAAGGCAAAGUAGCACGAAACCUACCCAAGCUAGCCGAGGACAUCCCGGACAUUGGACAGGUGGCCAAAGGCACCCCACUAGCCCUCUCCAAGUCAGCGCGGGCUGGUCUCAUCACCCUCAACGUCCUCUUCAUUGGCCUGGAUGUCUUCUUCAUCUGUAAAGACAGCGUCAGCCUGGCCAAAGGCAGCAAGAGUGAGAGAUCCCAGCUCAUCCGUGCCAAAUCAGCAUUGUGGCGCACAGAGAUGGAGUCCUGGCAGAAGAUCCAUGACUCGCUGUAUAGAGGUCUAUUAACAUUAGAGAAAAGUCAGAUCGUCCUGGAGCAGCCAUUUUACCCUCUGGAGGAGAAGCUGAGAGGGAAGAAAUCGAUGUGUAUGACACAGUAG